Molecule: messenger RNA, 1989 nt
Organism: Rosa rugosa (rugosa rose)
Lineage: Eukaryota; Viridiplantae; Streptophyta; Magnoliopsida; Rosales; Rosaceae
Product: U4/U6 small nuclear ribonucleoprotein PRP4-like protein
Exons: 5
Coding region: 102-1673 (523 amino acids)
Biological process (GO): mRNA splicing, via spliceosome
Cellular component (GO): U4/U6 x U5 tri-snRNP complex
Molecular function (GO): protein binding; U6 snRNA binding; U4 snRNA binding
Source: RefSeq, a predicted model, not a curated record
UCGUUAAAAGCAGGGGAGGGAGCUAAAUUUGCCCGCUCUAGUUUCUUCCCCAAAACCUCUCAAAUUUCGAAACCAGGGUUUUCAGUUUCCAAAGAAAAGAGAUGACGAUGGAGGAGGAGGAGGAGAAGCUUCUCUCCUCUAUAGCAGCUUCCGAGCCCCCCCAAAACGGCGAAGCAGCAGCCAGGACGACCGACUCCGACUCCGGUUCCGAUGACGACGCCGCCGCCGCAACUCAAGGAGCCUCCUCCGCCGGAGUCGAAUACCAUAUAUCCGAAGAGCAAAAAGCGGCGCGAGAGCGACAGGAGAGAGCAAUGCAGCAGCUCUUGAUGAAGCGCCGCGCUUCCGCCCUCGCCGUCCCCACCAACGACAACGCCGUCCGGACUCGUCUCCGGCGCCUCGGCGAGCCCAUGACUCUGUUCGGAGAGCGAGAGAUGGAAAGGCGGGACCGGCUCAGGUCGAUUCUGGCCAAGCUCGAUUCGGCGCAGCUGGAGACGCUGAUGAAAGCUCACGACGAGGACGAGGCUUCUGCUGCUGGUGCUCAAGGCCCCGACGAUUCUGACUUCGAUCAAGAAAUUCAGUACCCCUUCUUCACUGAAGCGACCAGGCCCAGGGCUUUGCGUGACGCUAGGGUUCAGAUUGCUCACUACUCGAUUCCCAGGGCGGCGUUGCGGCUUCAACGUGCGAGGAGGAAGGAGGAGGAUCCGGAUGAGGAUAUGGAUGCCGAGAUCAACUGGGCUUUAGAGCAGGCCUCCAAUUUGAAGCUUGAUUGCAGUGAGAUUGGGGAUGAUAGGCCACUUUCUGGUUGCUCAUUCUCACAAGAUGGCAAAUUGCUCGCCGCCUGCGCUCUAAGUCCAGUUGCCAAGCUGUGGAGCAUGCCUCAAGUAACAAAGGUUGCCACCUUGAAGGGACAUACAGAGCGCUUAACCGAUGUUGCAUUUUCUCCUGUGCAAAAUCAUCUCUUGGCAACUGCGUCUGCGGAUAGGACUGCGAGGUUGUGGAACAGCGAAGGAGCACACCUGAUGACAUUCGGGGGACAUUUGGACCGUCUUGCCCGCAUUGCCUUCCAUCCCUCAGGAAAGUACUUGGGUACAACUAGCUUUGACAAGACUUGGAGGCUGUGGGACGUAGAGACUGGUGAAGAGUUGCUUCUUCAAGAAGGUCACAGUAGGAGUGUCUAUGCAAUAGACUUCCACCUGGAUGGCUCAUUGGUUGCAACUGCUGGAUUGGAUGCGCUUGCUCGUGUUUGGGACCUCCGUAGUGGUAGAAGUAUUCUUACAUUGGAAGGCCAUGUCAAAAAAGUUCUUGCACUCAGUUUUUCACCAAAUGGUUAUUAUCUAGCCACUGGGGGUGAAGACAACACUUGUAGGAUAUGGGAUUUAAGGAAAAAGAAAUCCAUAUACAUUAUUCCAGCACACUCCAAUCUCAUAUCACAGGUCAAAUUUGAACCUCAAGAGGGAUAUUUCUUGGUAACUGGCUCCUAUGAUAUGACAGCAAAGAUAUGGUCAGCCCGAGAUUUUAAGCCUGUCAAGACGCUCUCUGGACACGAAUCAAAAGUUACUUCCUUGGAUGUUUCAGGAGAUGGACAUCACAUUGCUAGUGUAUCACAUGACCGAACUAUCAAACUAUGGUCGAGCGGUACCAAUGAGAAGGACCAGGAAAUGGAUGUUGAUUAGGACAAGCUGAAUUUGGAAAGGGGAAUCAAGUCUUGGCUGAUUUUGUUUGGCGAUAAGUGGAUUAUACAAAAAGUUUUUCCGAGACACGAAUGUUGGAGACUUACAAUUAGAUAAUGGCUGUAUUCAGAGGUAAUCCUUGCUGACUGACGUAUUUGUGUAGUUUGAAUAUAUUUUUAGUUGUGGAAGUGACCAGCUGUUUACUACCUGUGGAAGAGCUUUCUUAUGUAAUGCAAAAGGCUUUGAAUUCUUUUCAUGUUAGAUUACUGCUGAAUGGUUAACUAAUACUCAUCUGUUAUAGGCUCGUCGUUGUGAUUAA